Molecule: messenger RNA, 1301 nt
Organism: Caenorhabditis elegans
Lineage: Eukaryota; Metazoa; Nematoda; Chromadorea; Rhabditida; Rhabditidae
Gene: nhr-93
Product: Nuclear Hormone Receptor family
Exons: 8
Coding region: 1-1245 (414 amino acids)
Biological process (GO): DNA-templated transcription; intracellular receptor signaling pathway; regulation of DNA-templated transcription
Cellular component (GO): nucleus
Molecular function (GO): zinc ion binding; DNA-binding transcription factor activity; DNA binding
Source: RefSeq, marked reviewed
AUGAAGUGUCAUAUUAUCGAAGACUGCAAGAACACCAGGAAUUUUAGAGUAUACCAACAAAGAUUGGAAGAUAAUACUCGUCAUAUGGAAGUUGUCUAUUGUAACACUUUUUCAAACGUUUGGAUGUCUGAGAACAAUGUCGAAAUUAAAUUAAUCAGUACAAAAAUUCUGAAGCCUUCAAAAUGCAUGGUAUGUGCUCGUCCAGCACAUGGCUAUCAUUGUGACGUGACAACAUGCAAAGGAUGCAAGUCCUUUUUCCGUCGAAUGUAUCUAUUGAGGUCUGAAAUAAAAUGCAGUGGUAGAAAUGAUUGUUUUGAUUUGAAAAAGCGAAUUGAACCACUGCUCCGGUGUCGGUCGUGUAGAUACAGGAAAUGUCUGCUAGUUGGUAUGAACCCCGAAGCUCUAGUGUUCAAUAUGCUAACCAAGGAAGAUUCCAUAAUAAAAGUAAUCAAUUCAUUGGAUUACUUGGAUCAGAAGGUUGAAAAAUUCCGAUUAUGCGCCUAUAAUCCAGAUUGGGCAACAAUGGGAGGGCUGGCGGAUUUGAUUAAAAAUAAUGGGAAACUGAAUCAAGUUGAUAAAUAUGGACCUUUUCCCGGAUGGCCCCUCGAUCCGGAUCACGAGUUUGCGCACCAGAAUUUUUAUCGAGAUCUUAAAGCGUUCUCAACUGACAGAAAAGAAUGGAGAUUGUUCAACUUGCUUGCAUCAAUAGAAUAUUCAAAAACAUUCCUAUUUUUCCAAAAUCUUGACUUGCCUGACCAGUUGAGAGUACUAAAACACACAGCAGCAGGCUGUAGUAGUCUAAGUUGCUCGUUUUUCACUUUAAGGCAAAAAUAUGAAGAUAUACGACAACCGGAUGGAACACAGCGGCCUUCUAAAUUAGCACCUGGCUAUGCACUGUUCUCAGCACUGAUAGGACCGAUGAGACGGGUCGGUACUCAAUACUUUGAGUAUUUGCUGCUAAAAGCAUUAUAUUUGUGCAAUCCAGCGAUUCCUGGCUUAACAGUUCAAGCUCAACAUGUGCUGGAAAGAGAGCGUCGGUUAUAUUCCAACAUUCUAAUGGAGUUUUGUCUUCGGAAUUAUUCAAAUGGAGCAACGAAAUUUGUAGAUGUUAUUCAACUGAUUGGAGUGCUGGAAUGGCAACAGAAGAACUUGAAGGAUCUUCACGUGUUAUUGUUAACACCAGUGCUAUCACAGUUACCAGGAGAUUUUUGUGUUAGCUUUGUACAUGAGCUGGUGUUUGAUUAAUUUUUUAUUAUGUUUUUUAUUGUUUUUUUUUUUUUUGGAAAUAAAUUUAUAUCUUC